ACAGCGUUCAAUUCGUCAUCUCAUCUGGUCUUCUUUCCUUCCCCUAUUAUUAGCAAAGAGAACGAUUCCAUAUUCUGUGUGACAGAAAGAGGAGGGAGUAAUGGAUCAUUCAUACACAGGAGGCAGCUGGACAAUGAUCCCCAACGUGCCAUCCCAUAGCAACUCCCCUGCUCACUCAAAUCAAGACCAAUUUUACAUCCACCAACAGUCCCAACAGCAGCAACAACAAUUCAAUCAAUUCCAACAGCAACAACAGCAGCAGCAAUUUCAACAGCAACAGCACCAAUUUCAGCAACAGCGUUUAAUUCAACAACAGCAACAACAGCAGCAGCAACAGCAACAGCAACAGAAUCAGCACCAUCAGUCGCUUGCCUCGCACUUCCACCUCUUACACCUCGUCGAGAAUUUAGCUGAAGUUAUCGAGAGUGGAACUCGGGAUCAGCACUCUGAUGCUUUGAUUACUGAGUUGAACAAUCACUUUGAGAAGUGCCAGCAGUUACUGAAUUCGAUUUCCGUCUCUAUUAACACAAAAGCUAUGACAGUUGAGGGUCAGAAGAGAAAGGUAGAAGAAAGUGAGCAACUGCUAAAUCAGAGGAGGGACCUAAUAGCCAAGUACAGAAACUCUGUUGAAGAGCUUAUUAAGUCUGAGCCAUGAUUGCUUGUCAUCGUGCAUGGGGUGUAAUUGCAGUUCAACAUUCUAUGCAACCAUUCAAGUUGCACAGGAAAGGGUCUCUUCUCUUUAGCACAAUGACCGUGUAUAACAUUUCCUUGACCUUCCAUUUAGUACUAGGCAGAACUUUUUUAAUCAUCUUGGAGUUGGAAGCCAUGAAAUUUUAUAUCCAAGUUCUCUAUUAUUCCAUCAUUGAUGUGCCUAAUAUUUGCACUUUCAUUGAGUUUGUUACCCUCUAAACGUCCAAAAAAAAUUCUGGCACCAGCUUACAAGCACCGUUUAUUAUUAAUAGUGAGAAACAUGGACCAUGGCAUCUACUUCAGAAUUUAUGAAUUUCUUUAUAAGAUUUGUGAUCAAUUAUAGUUGUAA
Molecule: messenger RNA, 1039 nt
Organism: Hevea brasiliensis (rubber tree)
Lineage: Eukaryota; Viridiplantae; Streptophyta; Magnoliopsida; Malpighiales; Euphorbiaceae
Product: mediator of RNA polymerase II transcription subunit 9
Exons: 6
Coding region: 101-655 (184 amino acids)
Cellular component (GO): mediator complex
Source: RefSeq, a predicted model, not a curated record